This is a messenger RNA of Ylistrum balloti, 5990 nucleotides long. Its product is annotated as ceramide phosphoethanolamine synthase-like. The coding region runs from base 364 to 1425 and encodes 353 amino acids. Lineage: Eukaryota; Metazoa; Mollusca; Bivalvia; Pectinida; Pectinidae. The record is from RefSeq and is a predicted model, not a curated record. The transcript has 6 exons.
GAGUGAAACAGAAAACAUCAACGAUGUAAGUGAAAACCCUAGAAUUAGAAUACACACUACUGGUAUAACCACAUAUUUUAUAAGCAAUGAUUGAUCAACAUGGACCUAUGACACCAUGACCAGCAGAUUUUGGGAAUGAACGUUGUGAAGUGUACCUGUACAAACAUGUGAAAAAAUUUCUUAACAGCUGCUUCUCUUCUGACAGGCCGUGCAUUAUACAUUCGGAUACAACUGGUUUUAUGGAAUAACAGCUAUUACCACUCAGGAGAAAUAGACAAACACAAGGACACUAGUCACAUACCUUGGCAGGGUAUUGAGUAAUAAGCCUAUGGAAUUAUCAGUAUUGCUAAUCUAGAAGACACAAUGAAAGAACUACAGCAGAUUCAACGAGAGGCCCCGUCCAGGAUGAUUUCAUAUUUAUUCCAGUCAGUUCGAAAUGAGAAAAAUGUUAUGAUGAUGGUUAGUGUAUUGUUAUUAAUGUAUUUUUUUUUCAUGGACAUCAUACUUUAUGCUUCAUUACAAAAUACUAACUUACUAGACCAGAAACGAGAUGGGCCGUAUUCACCAUUUCACCCUCUAUCUAUCAAACUCAUCAUGACAGAUCCUGCUAGUCACUAUAUCAUUAACCCAACCACAGAAUAUUUUGAUCAAAUAACGCAAUUUAGUAAAAUUUUCUAUUUCAUCACUCCAAAUGUGAUAAGUACAUUUCAUCUUGUCCUGGGACUAUUGGCAGCAAAGUUUGUUUCGUCAGAUUCAUUGAGGAAUCGCAGACUUGGUGUUGUGUUGUAUGAAAUUCGCAGUUGGUUGGAUGGUUAUGAUGGAGUAGUGUACCGCAGUCAGUCUGGUAAAAGUCUGUACAAGUCUAACAGGCACACAUUUGGAUAUUUAGUGGACUCUGUAUGUGAUACAACAGCAGGUAUAGCUUUGUGCUUUGGUUGUUUGUUUUAUUUGUGGAAAUGUCCACCGGCUUCCAAAGCAACUACUAUUCCAGAGGUUCUGCCUUGGACAAAACCUACAGAAAGUAAUACACAGCUGACUGCUGGUGAGAAGUCCAGUGGGAAACCAAGUAAAAAUAUCAUGUUCUUUAAAGUGCUGUGUUUUGGAUUGAUGCUGGCACUGGCUUCUCUGACAUGGGAUCGAACAGUUGAAUCAUAUGCCAAUGUUCUACAGAAAAACCUGGAAACUACACAGCAAACGGAGCUACAGACAACAGUCUUACAUUCGACAGGCACAUGGGUAAUAGUAUGGAUGUGGAGAUUAUGUGAAGGACAAGCCAUGUUGCAGAUGAUUCUAAUUGCAAUCUUCAUUGAUAAAGUGUGGGAAUUUUUGAAUCUGAUUCAGUAUUCAGGAUUUAUUAUCCUUGGAGCUUUGAAUAUCUUUAGUGAGAUUCAUAUUCGCCAUGCAAAGUUAAUCAUUGGAUUGUAACAGAAGAAAAGAAUAACAGGAGCAGUUCUGUAUACAGUUCAAGGUUCCUAUCUGGGACAAAGUGUUAAAUUUGUAUUUUAAUCUAUCAUUUCCUUUUGAAUAAGGAAAUGCAUAGAAGAAAUUCAUCAAAGCUGAGAACAUUUCCAUCUAAAUGCAGCCCUUGUAUUAAACCUGCACCAACCAUGUGUGAGAAACUUGAAGCAAUACAUACAUGUUGUGUAUUUAUUAUUCAAGUGUCUGUUCGGUUUGUUAAAUGGAAACUUUUUGUAAGUAUUAGAUGAACCUAUGGAAUUAGAAGUCAAAGGGAAGUAACUCCAAAUUUUUUUUCGACGUUAAAACACAGUCUUGCAGAAUACAUUCCGUUAUUUCUAAGUAAGUCAUAAUAUAUCAACAGAAUAUGUGUGAAUUAUUUUGAGUUAUGAAACAAAGUUUUUGUUUUUUAAAGGGACACUUGUUAAUAAUUCUGAAUGAUAAUAUGACAAGAUAUUUCAUAUUAGUAUUAUGUACUGUUAUUAUAGAAAGUUCAUCUUCAAGAGAAUCUCCUAUGAACUGACAGCUAUAUACUUCUGUGAUGGUUGAGUUGUGAUUUUUGGUAUCAUAUGUAUAUAUGCUAUUAAACAUGAAGGAAAUUUUAAACCAGUUUCAGAAACGGGUGGCUAAAUCAUAAUUUAUAAGUUAUACCUAGAUUUAAACUGAUGGAGACUGAUAUUUGCUUUAUGAAUGAUUUUGUUUUUAAUUUUGUAUUCACCUAUAUAUGUAAAUUACAAUUUGUAUUUAUAACCAUAUUUAAAAUCAAAUGCUCGUUUUUACACACCCGGUUGACUUAGUGUAUAACUUGAUAAUGAUUGAAAUUCUGACGGAAAGGGAUAAUUUUUAUUUUUAUUUUGUAUGUAUGUAUUUGAUUUGUGUAUAAUACUUUUAAACAAUUCAUGUUGCCAUAGGAGUGAAGGUUUUACAUGUGUAAUCAAAUUGUUUGUAUUUAUUUGGAUGUACAGUAAUGUUUGUUGGCAAUGUGUUGAGAUUAUAGAGAAUGACCUGUUUACCAUCAGAGCCAGACCUUGGACUACCAUAUAGAUUAUAUAUCCUAUAUACUCAAAAGGAUUGAGGUAAAGUGUAAAACUGUCAAGCUGUGUUAUGAGAAACGGUUGUUCAGAAAAAACACUAUACUAUAGUUUGAUACAAUCAUGUCAAAUCGACUGCUGUUGAAUGUGUGAACUCCUCAAAAGAAAUUGUAGGUAUGUUUUUAUGUAGAAUAUCUAGAUUAUAGUUUAAAAUGUAAUUGAGGUAAUAAUUUAUUUAAAUGCCUCUGUGAGGAAUCAAACCCUUAACUUCUGGCAUACUAGCAAAAGGUUUAAAGUUUUCUCUUGUUGAGUGGUAUAUUGUGGCUACUCUGCUUGUUCUACACGUGUAAUAAUAAUAAGUCAACAUGUUUCAUAAUGUGAAUCUCAGAGGCUUUAUUUGCCUAAUUUUUUUUCUAAAUAAACAAAUAAUUCAUUUUCUAUUCAAAAGUACAAAAUUUUAUCAGUUUGUUCCAAUAUAAUCAAAAUCCAAAAUAUCAUAGGAAUAUAAAGAAUUAUCAAAAAAGAAAAAGAAAAUAAAAAAUUGACUGCCAUUGUUUUCAUGAAAAUAUAAUGGAUUAAAUUCAUGGCCCCUUGGAAUAUAAGUUUUUACAUGGUGAACUAGCAUUUUUGUUUGAGAGUUAAUUCCUGUCCUCGUUCAAACACUUGAUAUUUUCAACAAAAAAUCCCCAAUAAUUUCUAACGAUUGAUAGUUCAUACCCUUUCUUUUCUUGUCUUGGAAUGACUUUACUUUAGGCAAUAGUGACACAGAUUUCCAACCAAAGGGGAAUAACUCUGUCAAAUUUAUUACUUGUAUAUGAUAUACCGGUAUAAGUCUUGAAAUGUAUCUGUGAUGUUUAGUUAGUCAUUUUAUCCCUCCGUCAGGUUGAUCAAUUGUAUGUAACAUUUGUUUUACAUUUAGUAUUUAAAUAUUUAUGUUUUGGUAACUGUAAUGUUUAAAUUCUUCCUCGUCAACAGACACAGCAGUUUUUAACUUUGUUUUCAUCACCACUAAUGAUACUUGUUUUAAAUUUGUGAAAUUUACAGAAAGACAAUACCUCUCUUUCUAUGUGGUCAAUACAGUAUUGUUAAGGAGAAAUCUUUUCCUCAUUUUGAUAUAUGUCAUAGAGCAACUUUUACUUUCUAAAUGUUUUGAGAAUCUCAAUAAGUACUCAUUUUCCCUUUAUCUUUAUAUAAAAUUGCUCUCUGUCGAAAUUAUAUUAUUCUGGGGUAUUGGUUGAACCAUUUACAACCAGUAUUUUGUUACCUCUGUUAUCAUGCCAAGCGAUACCAUAGUGUAUGUUUUCAGGUUAUUAUUUUGUCUUGUUUUAGGCCACAAUAUCAAAGCAGUGAGCUUAUAUAUUAUCUUUCUAAAAACUGUCUUCAAUUUAGUGACAAAGUGUUGUUCUGACAUGCUGUCUGGUCCAAAAUUAUCAUUAUUACACAUGACUGUUCUUAACAGUGAUGAUUUGUCCUAAAAUUAUCGGUUUUCCCCAGAAUAUACUUCUAAUUCUAUAGCUAUUAUAGAUAAUAUGAUUAUGGAAGGAUCCAUGUAUGAUAUAGUUACACAAAUACAGUUUUCUGAUGCCUGUUGAGCUUCCAAAGUUUCUUGUUAGCAACUGACAAGACCUGCAGUAUUGUAUUUAAGUAGUAGCACUCGAAUGUUAGAUCUGGUAUGGUUUUGACCUUCCAUAAGUUACCUCAUGAUAUUAACAUUGUAUGAUGGUUUCAGUCAUCGUUUCCACACUAAACUUUGUUUACAUUGGUUAUUUUGUAUUUGAUUAAUAAUGGAAAGAUUUAGUAUGAUACAAUUUAUUUUUGUAUCGUUUUGUGUAUUUGGAAGAUGUAUAUUUUAUCAUUCUUUCAUGACAAAUGCUGGGUGAGGAUAUAGGGAUGCAUAUAUAGGGUUAGUAGUUGUUUUUGAGUUCUAGUGUUGUAGAGUUAAGGUUGAAGUCACUGUUGCGACUUUGAGGAAAUGUUCGUCAAUGCUCUAGCAGCUCCAUUUCUUGAGGGAUUUUGAUUACACAUCUUUAUUGGGCUUAAGUUGAGGUGGAACUGCAAGAGAAUUUGUAUUGCUUACAAUGCCAUGUUUUUACUUUUUAUUUUUGUGUUAGUAUAUAUAUAUGUUUGCGUCAAUAAUAUUUUAUUAUUUUAAAUGUUUUGUAUUUGUCAUAAUUGUAUGAUAUAUACACUAGGGUUUUUAGGGUACAUAUGGCUGUAUAUCCUGCUAUAACUUUAUGCCAUGAUAUCACCAUAUUCUUAGCUUUUAAUGGUACAAUAAUUGUUUACAGGUGUGGUUAUCAAAAUAUAAAGUAAAGCAUAAUAUUUAAGCCAAAGCCUGUAAAAUAAAAUUUUACAUUCCAGAUCAACAAGUUUAUAUUCUACCAAAGUUCUUGUGAACAGAUUUGUAUAUUAAGCCACUUCUUGUGAACAGGUUUACAUAAUAUGUUAGUUCUUGUGAACAGGUUUAUAUACUACCUACAUUCUUGUGAACAGGUUUGUGUAUUAAGCCACUUCUUGUGAACAGGUUUACAUAAUAUGGUAGUUCUUGUGAACAGGUUUAUAUACUAUCCACUUUCUUGUGAACAGGUUUGUAUAAUAUGUUGGUUCUUGUGAACAGGGUUAUAUGAUGUUAGUUCUUGUGAACAGGUUUAUAUACUACAUUACUUUCUGUGAACAGGAUGAUAUAUUAUGCCUCUUCCCAGGAACAGGAUUAUAUACUUAUACUACGCAACUUCUCAUGAACAAGUUUGUAUACUGCAAUAUUUCUUGUGAACAGGUUUAUUGACUACACCACUUUGUGUGAACAGGAUGAUAUACUAUGCCACUUCCCAUGAACAAGUUUAUAUACUGCGCCACCUCUUGUGGAAAUUUUAUUUACUGCACCACAUCUUGUGAAUAUGUUGACAAAGGUUACUGGAUUUUACUUGUGUUUGGCACACAAUAUAGGAUUAAGACAAUGGUGUUGUAUUAUUAUUGAGUUAUUGGUGUGCUCUACCUUUAAAUACUGUCAGUUGCAUGUGAUAUACUGUACCUGUCUUUCAAAUCCAUCAUUAACUAGAUUUUUAUUUUUUGAGCCAUAUUUUCCAUAUUUGUCUUGAACACAACCUGUCAAUUUGAUGUGGAUUUAUAUGGAUAAAAUCAGAACAGAAGAGUGGAAAUGGUUGUUGAUUCUGAUACUCAGACAUUUGUCCUAACAGUUAAGAUUAGUUAAUUAUCAUAGAUUAGCUCAGGUGAUAGAGCCAACGCCGUUCAUUCAAGUUGGGUGGUUUGUAGGUUCCUCCACUCCCCAGCUGGAUACCUCAGGUAUGCAGGGUGAUUGAGCAAGAGAGAAAAUCCGAAUCUAAGUAUCAAUCACCACAGUCUUCAGAGUGGUUGUUCCUUGUAUUUAUUUAAUGCCGUCUACCAACCACUCUGCAGACUGUUGUGAUUGAUACUUAUAUUCGGAUUAUCAUAGAUUAUUUACAAUUGUAUAUUGUACUGUUUGUUAAUAUAUAAGAAGAAUUA